Molecule: messenger RNA, 2248 nt
Organism: Osmia bicornis bicornis
Lineage: Eukaryota; Metazoa; Arthropoda; Insecta; Hymenoptera; Megachilidae
Product: tektin-2
Exons: 7
Coding region: 764-2053 (429 amino acids)
Biological process (GO): cilium movement involved in cell motility; cilium assembly
Cellular component (GO): nucleus; microtubule cytoskeleton
Source: RefSeq, a predicted model, not a curated record
AAUUAUGCGCCUAUUCCAUGUUUAUUUGGAUAAAAAGAUUUUGUAUGCUUUCCUGAAUCUAUCAUAGAUAAUUUUUAAUAUAGGACUCCGAUUUUAUAUUGAUUUUUUGGCAUAUUUUUUAAUUUACCUCAAAACGUAAGGGUUCAGUUAACAAUGGAAUCUUACUGAACGAUAGAGCAGACUUAAGGAAAUGCUCGAGAAAGAUUCCGGUACAUGUUCUUUUUUCCCAAUCAGAAAGCAAAAUAGCUUCACGCGUGGUAACGUGCCAAGAGUGGUACUUAACGCCAUAAAGCGCCUGCAUCGUGUUAAACGAAACAAUGACCAACCACGAUGCUAUGAAGUUCCAUUGUUGGCAUUUCAUCGCAAGCAAUGCUAUUUUACGUCCUGCUUUGAAAAAAUACGUGUUACAACUCCUAUUGAGCGUUUCAAAAAAAAAAAAUAUUACUCGAAUUCACGCUAGCUAGAUUCUUAUUUCUCGAGAUAAAGGUAUUUCAAAAAACUGCUGAAAGAUCGAUGUCUCUCCGUCUUUAAUAAAUGUUUAAACAUAUUCAAACAUUAUGCGUAAUUUUUAAGUUCCAUCAUUGUCACAGUAUCGCUAAAUAAAGCAAAUAAUUACAUAAAUCAAUAUUUAACUUUAUGUUUGACGUUUCGUUGCUUUGGUAACUAGUACUAACAUUCUCAUCACUGCUCUUGUCAAGGCAACAUUUUUUAUUCACUCUUUUUACCAUUAUUGACCUUUUUUAUUAAUAAAUUUUAUCAAAUUAUGGCCAAGUCAGCAAGUAUAUAUGAAAAACCUUUACCGCACAUAGGAUUAGCAGACUGGUAUGCUAAGCAAUGGGAACUUCAACAAAAUGCAGCUGCUAGGAGUACAGAGGCGUUUGAAUUAAGAAAUGCAGGGCAAAUUGUUCGUGCGGAAACAAUGGUAAAAACAAUAUGGGACACGUACAUGAAUAAUGUUCGUCUCGCCGACAGAGUAACGGAAUUAUCACGAUGGGGAGAAGUAUUUGGCCUUUUAUUACAUCAAUUAGUCUCCGAAAUACAUUCUUUAAAAGAUGAAAAAUCUGAUGCAGAAAAAGAAUUAGAAAUUCUAAAUGAUCCACUACACGUGACCGCAGAAUGUAUUUCAAUGAGAGAUUGUCGUCGAGGAACAGAACUUACUUACGACGAAGCUGACACAGAAUUAAAGAAGGAACUUUGUGUCAUUGAAAAUGUGAAGAAAUUGCUGACCGACAGAGUACAAGCUGCAUGGGAAAAGUUAAACCGUUUGGAAGAAGUUAGAUUUCAAAUACAAUUAGAGGUUGAAGAUAAAGAUGACACCAUUAAGAUUGAUAAAGAAAAUCUUGGCUUGGAUCGCACGUGUGCGAAUAUCAGUUACAAACCGAAUGCAUUGAAAAUUCCAAAAGACUCUAUAACUUACGACGCUUGGUUGGAACACUGCCAAUCUACUAAAACUUUAGCUGAUAACGAAUUGAGCGAUGUGUACGAUUUUCGUGAAUCUAUGAACGUAAUGAGGGAACGCGCUAGAAACGAUAUCAAGGCACAACAGGAUGUGACAGAUUUCAGUUUGCGCAAAAGAAUUUAUCAGACGCAGAAAGCUCGUAACGAGUUAGAAUGGCAGAAGCUUAAGAUACAAAAAGAAAUGGAGAUUUUACAAAAAGAGAUAGUACGUCUAGAAGAUGCACUGUUGCAUAAGAUUGAUUCUAUAAAAUGCGCACAGACAAGAUUAGAAAAUCGUACUUAUCGUCCUGGUUUCGAACUCUGUCGCGAUGAGGCUGAUCAUGGUUUGCGAAACGAAGCUUUACAUUUACGAGAAACUGAGCAAACUCUAAAGAAAACUUUAGAAAAUUCUAAAGCGGCGUAUAAUAAUUUGGAAAGUCUACUUACGUUGAUCGAUAGGAAUUUAGAUGACAAGCAACAUUCCUUAGCGACAGAUGUGAUGUGCUUAGACAUGAGAGCAACAUUGAAAACGGGAGACAGAACAAGAUUACCUAAUGAAACAGAUCGUAAUAUUGUUCUUACACGUAUGGAAAAAGAAAUACCACUGGAAUCGUAAAUAAUUGCAAUGGCUAUAUGUAAUUCUGUUGGGGAAAACGCCAUUUAAGUAUAUAAAAAGUCCACUUAUAUUAGCAAUGUUUUCAUUGUACACGUAUUAUAGUAUUUAAAUCCAUUGCUUACGUAUUUGUUCGCAACGAAUCUGGAUUAGCUUUAAUUAAACUGUAUUCUGCAAUGAAGGAAUCUGUUAAACUUG